Molecule: messenger RNA, 2735 nt
Organism: Austrofundulus limnaeus
Lineage: Eukaryota; Metazoa; Chordata; Actinopteri; Cyprinodontiformes; Rivulidae
Gene: ube2wb
Product: ubiquitin conjugating enzyme E2 Wb
Exons: 6
Coding region: 304-693 (129 amino acids)
Source: RefSeq, a predicted model, not a curated record
CAUCACCACCACCAACAUAGACGCCCGGACAGAAAACUAGCUUCCCAGAACUAGCUUUGCGCGGGGAUUUAUUUAUUUAUUUUGGAGGGGGUGGAGAACAGGGUUGAUAAUUCGCGGAGUGUGGUGUAAAAGUCGUUAAAAAAUGUCCGACUAACAGUCGGUGUUGCUGUUUUGGUCGACGUUUUCCGCAUCCAGCUAACGAGACGCUGCGCAGAUUGACGAGCAGCUGCGGCUUCCCGCUGACCUGAACAGAAAAGGCUACAAAAGGAAUUGUUAGCCCUGCAAAAUGAUCCGCCCCCAGGAAUGACGCUGAAUGAGAAAAGUGUACAGAACACCAUCACGCAAUGGAUUGUAGAUAUGGAAGGAGCGCCCGGCACACUGUAUGAAGGAGAGAAAUUUCAGCUGCUUUUCAAAUUUAGUAGUCGAUAUCCUUUUGAUUCACCUCAGGUAAUGUUCACAGGAGAGAAUAUACCUGUCCACCCACAUGUGUAUAGCAACGGUCACAUCUGUUUAUCUAUUCUGACGGAAGAUUGGUCACCAGCGCUCUCAGUGCAAUCAGUUUGUCUUAGCAUUAUCAGCAUGUUGUCUAGCUGCAAAGAAAAGCGACGACCGCCUGAUAACUCGUUUUAUGUAAGAACRUGUAACAAAAACCCAAAGAAAACAAAAUGGUGGUAUCAUGAUGAUACCUGCUAAUGUACAAACUUUGUAAUAAUCGUAGAAGAAAGAAGUCCUACUGACCUACAUAAAGCACUUUUUAAUUAUUCAGUCUUUGAACUCUGACCUUUGACUGGAACAAUGGAAACCAAGCGCUGGAGACUCUUGACCGCAUUUCCUGAAGGGGGCAGUUGGCUGCAUGAUUUAGUCGGUUGUAACAUAGAACAUGAAACGUAAACGGACAUCUACAAGUACACCAGAUGUAUCGUUUUUGGCUAGCGGUUUGUAAUGCGGCGAGCGAAAGAAGGCAUAUUUAUAGUCAGACAAUUAAAUUUCCUGUGUUACGAUUAUUAUUAUUAUUAUUAUUUGUUUUUUUUUUUUCUUGUGGGUGCUUUAAGGUUUUGUGUUGUGCAAUAAUGAUUGAUGAAUGCAUGCUGGGGCCUACAAAGAGACAUCCAAAUGUUAACAWCUAGAAGGGAUCUGACCACCGAAAGCCCAAGAAAUGCUUCAUCAGUUUUUGUUUUUCUUCAUUAUUAUUAUUAAUAUUUUUACAUACACUGUGCRAGUAUCUGGUUUGGAAAGGAACUAUUUGUAUGUUAUCCACCAACUGCAGAUGUACUGUAAGUAGUCCUCCUACUCAUCAGGUUUUUGUUUGUAACUGCCCAUUGCACGCUUCUUUUUUUUUUUUCCUUCUUCCAGCUCGACCCCGGUUUGCAGUUCUUCCUGCUGUUGGACAGAGUGUCGGUACGGACGGGGAGAAAGCAGAUAGUGAUAGAUGCUGCGCCCAUCUGAUAACCUCCUCUCAAGGUUGGGCCCAGUUAGUCGAGCCUUUUAAAGAUGUGCAGCAGCAGCAGCCUCUCUUCCAUUUAAAGAAUGUCUGCGGGAGAACAUCUGUUGCGUGAUUUUGUUUUUAUAUGUACGAUGUAUAUUUUUAAAUUAACAUGCUUUAUUUUUUUUCUCCUGAUUUUAAAUGUGUUUUUGUACCUUUUUUUUGACUAGCUGAUACUUUGAAAGGAGGGUUAUUUUGAUGGGUCAGUAUGAUUUUUUUUUUUGUAUUUGUUUUUUAAUUUAAAACCUCAAUUGAGCUCAAGAGCAGCAAUGAAUGACUAAAAGGAGAGUGUGUGUUGAAGUCCUAAAGAUAACUCUUUUGUGAUUUCCCUCACCAUGUCAGAGUUUUGGCUCAGGUACUUUUUUCAAUAAAGAGAUCGCCUCUAAAAAUAAUACCUAUUAAAUAUUUUGAAUUUCGCUAUAUUUUCACCAGAAGAAAUUGUCAUGUUGAACGCUUGUCUGAAACUAUUGUAUAUAAGUCUUUAAAAUGUCUGAAAUGAUGGACCUUAGCUGGGGAUGCACAUAGGGUUUCAUCUGAAUGAUUAAAAAGAUUUUUUUUUAAAUUUUAUUUUCAAAUUAGGUUUUGUACAGUCAAAAUCAAACAAUUUUGGUUAUAAAACAAUCCGUAGUUUUACAGUGGGGAUGCAUGCAGUUUUAACCCUUCAAGUCUUUCCAGAACUUUAGCUCUUUUGCAUCACAAAGCUCACCUCCAGAGACUGUGGUCAUUUCAGGCAGUAAUCAUCUCAUUCCUAAACAAAUGUUUAUAUCCACUCAAAGAUACUUGAAGUUUUCAACAUGAAUUGUCUGUAGUUAUGUUUCUCCAGAGUUUUAAAUGAAAUUGAGUGAAUGUUAUUAUGUCGAGGGGGAAAAAAUCCCAGCUAUCUCAAAAACUUAAGUGUUACCACCCAAUGAUUUUUUUUCUCCCCUUCAUUGCAGUGAGUUUYGGUUAAAUUAUUGCAAAUGCAGUCAUAACCAUAAAUGUGCAGAGACAGAAAAGCCUUCAUCCAGUAGGCAGCAGAWCACAAGCGAUACGAGUGAAAAAGUUAUUUUAUUUUUAGUUUGUUUUGGUUGUAUUAUUAUUAUUUUUUUCGGUGUGGUUUGAACUUUUAGCUUGCAGGCUGUCAUGGGAGUGAUUGACGCUAAAGAGGGUGUGCUAUUUAUAUUUGAAAUUUUUAUCCUGGGAUGUGCAAGCUCCAUGUAAUAGGUGCCUGUUCAUUUUCAUAAUCAACAAUAAAAGCGUAAUUUAACUUUUA